This is a messenger RNA of Racocetra persica, 470 nucleotides long. Lineage: Eukaryota; Fungi; Glomeromycota; Glomeromycetes; Diversisporales; Gigasporaceae. The record is from the annotation of a GenBank genome assembly.
GUGGUAAGGGUACACCACGUCGCAAAGUUAAAAAAGUUUAUAAGACUGCUACAAACGAUGACAAGAAACUCCAAUCUACACUCAAGAAACUCGGUGUUCAACCCAUUUCGUCUAUCGAAGAAGUGAAUAUGUUUAAGGAAGAUGGCAACGUCAUUCAUUUCGCUGCACCAAAGGUGCAAGCAUCAAUCCAUUCGAAUACUUUUGCAAUCUACGGCCAAGGCGAUGAUAAAGAACUCACCGAACUUGUACCGGGUAUUUUGAAUCAAUUGGGUCCAGACUCACUUGCAUCCCUUCGUAAGUUGGCGGAAUCUUAUCAGCAGAAUAGUAUUUCUUCUCAAGGGGCUCAGGCAGACACUGGCGCAGAUGAUGAUGAUAUUCCAGAAUUGGUUGAAAAUUUUGAAGCUACUAGUGAAAAACAGGAUGAAGAGGAAGCUACUGCAUCUUCAUCUGAUGCAAAGAUUGUUGAUAUG